This is a messenger RNA of Drosophila takahashii, 868 nucleotides long. RefSeq lists its product as uncharacterized. The record is from RefSeq and is a predicted model, not a curated record. NCBI's taxonomy places the organism in Eukaryota, Metazoa, Arthropoda, Insecta, Diptera, Drosophilidae.
AUAUAACGGAGAAGAAUGGCCAUCACUGGCACACGGGGUGCUCGAGUGGGUGAUAUGGAAGAACCGGGUGAGAGCGCGCGGGACAGAACGGCCAGAACGGACAGAAAUUGGAGCGCACCCCGAGAGUCCAGGCGACGAUCGACAGACGAGGCGACGGCAGUGCCACGGCAAAGCUUCUCGCAGUCGGACGCAAACAUGAAUUCCAUUCCGGGCAGCAUUCCGCUCCUCUCGUUCCUGGUGAUCCUCGGCGCCUGCCUGGCCUGGUCGCUGCCCAUGAACCCCGACCAGCAGGAUCGGGAGCCGGUGGGCCAGCAGUACAAUGGCGUGGCGAAGAGCGAGAGUUUCGUGGGCAGAGUGGCGGCCAAGAAUCAGAACAUCAACGAUCACACUGCCGAGGAUCGGGCCCUGUUCGAUAUUGUGGAGCUGCGAAACGAUCUGGAGGCCGCCGGCGUGGUGUCGGGCGAUAAGCGGGAGCUGCAUCAGCUCACCUACACGGAACUGGUGCGACUUUUGGCCCUGUGGCACUUGUCCCAGACCCGCAACGUCUACGAGGCCCGAGGACCCGAGGAGCAGCCCGAUCAGGCCCUCGAUACCGAGACCCGCUAAUGGGAAACGCUCUCUAUGAGUAAGCUCGUUUAUUAAAGCCAAAGUUCAGUUGAUAGAAAUGUGACGAAGAGAAAAAGGCUAGUAUGUAUGGGAAUAAAUGAUAAAUAUAUGAUACUCCAAGAUCGAUAUGAUGGCACUUUCGUAAAUAACAAUGUAACUUUUUCUUUUUCUAUCACAAUUAUUAUCUAAAACAUCUAUAAUGUUAGAGUGAACUAUUUAGAUUUGUAUAAAAUUGCUAUUAAACUUAACCGUAUUGGAAAAA